Molecule: messenger RNA, 1655 nt
Organism: Gallus gallus (chicken)
Lineage: Eukaryota; Metazoa; Chordata; Aves; Galliformes; Phasianidae
Gene: VGLL1
Product: vestigial like family member 1
Exons: 6
Coding region: 231-959 (242 amino acids)
Biological process (GO): regulation of transcription by RNA polymerase II
Cellular component (GO): nucleus
Source: RefSeq, a predicted model, not a curated record
ACAGCUAGAGGCUAGAAAGCGUGCGGGGAGUUCAUGAACGCCGCUCCUCUCCUGCAGUCACCACGGGGUGCGUGUAGCUGUUGGGGGGAAGGAUUAUACGCUGCUGGGCACAGCAUGACCACCCCACCUGCGGGAGCCCUCACCCAUGUGCCACAGCUCGUCACAGUGAGUUAAGACUUCCUGCUGUGGAAGACAAGAAUGGAAAGUUCAGGGGCUGCUGCUUAUUGAAAAUGGAGGAAACAAGGAAGCUUUCUCCAAAGCCGUGUAAGAGCAAAGAGCCAGUGAAAACAGAAUGGGGGGCUCAGAGUGUCGUCUUUACAUAUUUCCAAGGGGAUAUUAACAGCGUGGUGGACGAACACUUCUCUAGAGCUCUGAGCAAUGCCAGGAACCCACAAGACCUGAGCACAAAGCACAAGAGUGAGGUUGUCGUCCCGAAGCACGAUAGCAUGUCUCCUCACCAGUGGAAUUUCUCCUCACAUUGCUCCAAACCAUAUCCAUCAUCUUCCUCUACCAGCAUGUCCAACUCCGCUCUGGAUUUCCCUGCUGUUGCUAUGGCAGGGCAGUACCAGCCAGCAGCUCUGCGCACCCAUCCAGCACAGCCUGCAGACCUCUGGCCCUUCCCUUCCCUUGGCACUCCCAGUCUCACCAGCCCGGUGUAUCAUCACGCCGUGCCCGACCUGCACGUGGUGGAUGAACCCAUCUCCGACAGGAAAUACGGUUCCCUUCUUGGUCUUCUGCAACAGGAACGGUGUCUGAUGUCCAUGCAGGAAUGUGCUGUGAAGCAACACUCAAGUUCUACUUGUAUGACUGGACCUGCUAGAUUACAAAAUAUAAGCCAAAGUUCAGUUCCUGGGGGAGAGAGGAAAGCCAGCUCUUACCAAGGCUCAGAGAACCCCAGUGCAAGCCACGCCACUGCAGGUAUUCAGAUUCACGACAGAAGACGGGAUUUGUACUUUUAGCCACGGGACAUUUCUAUUUUAUUCCAACCAAGUUCUUGCCGUGAACUGUUCCUAUUUGUGACUGUGAAUCAAGAAGAAAUGAACUGCAGCAGUUCUCUGCUUUGUCUCUUAGAUGGAAGAAUACUAUUUACUGCUUUAGGAAUGAGAAAUUGCUCUCUCUGUUCAGAAAAUAUUUCUAGUAGUUGUGGUAUCGAAGCUGAUGGACCGUGUUUGUUGUGAAGAAUCGCUGUCUGCUUUAUGGCUUUCCACACUUAACCCUCUCUGAAAGGACUUUUGGCACUUUUUAAUCAUUGUUGAUAAGAAGCACAGUUAUAUCAGAGGGGUGCAAUUUGCUGCAGCUGCUUAUCUUGAUUUGAUAUCUCCGUAGUGUUUAAAAUAGUUGUAGACCGUGGGCUCCCAUUGCAAAAAGCUUCAAGGCAAGCGUGGGCCAGAAAAGCACAUCAUUAUCUUUAUUUUAACUACAUACUGCAAUUUGUAGCCCAUUACAGCACCUGGGCUGAUGUAACUCAUCUUAGUUCAGCAGCUGUAGCUUUUUAUGGUGCUGGUUAAAAAGGAAAAUAAGGAAAUCCCACCCUGUAUGAUACAAGUGUACUCUAGUGUAUACAAGAGCUAGCAUAUACAUGAAAACGCAUGCAAGAGGAACCAUGUUAACUGAGUGAAUAAAAGGUAGGCCAGCAUCCUACCAAUGUCCUAAAA